Messenger RNA from Alternaria atra, 924 nucleotides. RefSeq lists its product as uncharacterized. The coding region runs from base 1 to 924 and encodes 307 amino acids. The transcript has 3 exons. Lineage: Eukaryota; Fungi; Ascomycota; Dothideomycetes; Pleosporales; Pleosporaceae. The record is from RefSeq and is a predicted model, not a curated record.
AUGUCUGUCGUUGCUGUCGCAGGUGGAACUGGCAAGCUUGGGCGAACCAUUGUUGAAGCCAUCAUCAAGCACGGUGAGCAUAAGGUCGUGGUUCUUGCUCGUACGGCCAACGAUGAGAGGACCAAGGGACUCGGCGUUCCAGUACUUGCAAUCGAUUACAGUAACGUCGAAGCUGUUAAGAGCACACUCGAGUCUAACAACAUCGGCACGGUGAUCGCGGCACUAGACUCGGCAGCUGGUGCAGAACCAGAGCUUGCCCUCAUCAAAGCGGCCGAUGCAUCCUCUGCCACCAAGCGCUUCAUCCCCACUGGGUAUGGCAUCAAGUACACUGCAGAAAUUGCCGAGGUCUUCAGUCCCGCUCAAGCCAAGCUUACCGUUCUCGAAGCCCUAGAGUCGACGUCGCUCGAGCACACGAUUGUCAUCAAUGGGUUCUUCGCGGAUUACUUUGUCACACCCAAAGUCCCGUCUUACAUGGGGCCUCUCCCCAUCGUCAUCGACGUAGCCAACAACGCUGCUGCAAUCCCUGGAUCCGGAAAUGUCCCCGUCGCAUUCACGCACACUACCGAUGUCGCUAGCUUCACUGCCAAACUUCUCAACCUCGAGAAAUGGCCUCGCGAGUCAUAUGUUGUUGGUGAAAAGCUUACAUGGAACGAAUUUCUGUCUCUAGUAGAAAGGGUCAAGGGCGUCAAGUUUGACGUUGCGUACGACGGGAUGGAAAAACUACAGAGAUACCAGACUACGGAAUUGCCGGGACAGAAGGAACUGUACCCGUUUUUUCCCAAACCGAUGCUUCAGGGCCUGACUGCGGCCUGUGGAAUAUUGUUUGACAAGGGUUUCUUUGAUAUUAAUAGUGAGGAAAACGUGGUAGGGAUCAAGGCAAGAGGCAUUAGGGAAUUGAUCGCCGAGGCUUGGGGAAGCUCGUAG